This is a messenger RNA of Pantherophis guttatus, 3077 nucleotides long. It is a transcript of the gene LRRTM3, whose product is annotated as leucine rich repeat transmembrane neuronal 3. Gene Ontology annotation, molecular function: protein binding. The record is from RefSeq and is a predicted model, not a curated record. Gene Ontology annotation, cellular component: plasma membrane. NCBI's taxonomy places the organism in Eukaryota, Metazoa, Chordata, Lepidosauria, Squamata, Colubridae.
UGCCCAUAAUAUUCUUCACCACUGGGGGCAGCUUUACAUAAGACUGCAUUGACUGAAACCAAAGCAACAGUCAGAGAAGCUUUUCGGAGUGACAGGAUGCAGAAGUGAACAGUGCUUGUUCAUUGUACCGGGUCAUCCUGGCUUCUCUGCUUCAACGCAGCUUCCUUAGCCGGAUUGAGGGUGCAGACUAUGAGUACUGGGCUGCCCAGUGGAAUACAGAUGGGUGAAUUCAGACAGCUGAGCGUCACUUGGAGGGACCUCUCAAGCUUUGCGACGGGAGAUUUGAAAGAAGCCGAGUCUACGAUGUAAAGAUUCCAAACCGCAUCACCCAUGAAGACCCUAUCACCUCGGAAGAACUUGACUUUCUCCUGCCAAUGCUGGGUUGGGAUUUAUUUGCUCUUGGGAUGUUCUGCUUGCCUGGCAAAGGAUAAUGAUCCAAAAUCGGUCCAUUUCCCAGGAGGUCCAAUUUUGCUUCCUGGGUAUCAGCAAAGCUUGACUCACCAAAGAACAGCUGACAGGGGCUGUCAUGUUUGUGGCCCCUAGGAAAAAGCAAAAGAGCUAAGGACGACCUUUGAAAACACAAAAGGAUGGGUUUCAAUGUAUUUAGGCUACUGAGCGGAUCAGCAGUAGCCCUGGUAAUAGCUCCCACUGUGUUACUGACAAUGCUUUCGUCUGCUGAACGAGGAUGCCCGAAGGGCUGUAGGUGUGAAGGCAAAAUGGUAUAUUGCGAGUCCCAGAAAUUACAAGAGAUACCCUCCAGUAUAUCAGCUGGUUGUUUAGGUUUGUCCUUGCGGUACAACAGCCUUCAAAAACUAAAAUACAACCAAUUUAAAGGUCUUAAUCAACUUACCUGGCUCUACUUAGACCACAAUCAUAUCGGCAGCAUCGAUGAAAACGCUUUCAAUGGAAUACGCAGACUGAAAGAGUUAAUUCUGAGUUCCAACAGAAUUGCCUUUUUUCUUAAUAACACCUUCAGACCGGUAACAAACCUCCGAAAUUUGGAUCUCUCCUACAAUCAGCUGCAUUCCCUGGGAGCAGAGCAAUUCAGAGGCUUAAGGAAGCUGCUGAGUUUACACCUGAGAUCCAACUCCCUGAGAACGAUCCCAGUCCGGAUUUUCCAGGACUGUAGGAACCUGGAACUCUUAGACCUGGGUUACAACAGGAUCCGAAGCCUUGCAAGGAAUGUCUUUGCUGGCAUGAUCAGGCUGAAAGAGCUGCACCUGGAGCACAAUCAGUUUUCUAAGCUUAACUUGGCACUUUUUCCAAGGCUGGUCAGCCUACAGAACCUUUAUUUACAGUGGAAUAAAAUCAGUGUUAUAGGACAAACCAUGUCUUGGACUUGGAGCUCAUUACAAAGGCUUGAUUUAUCAGGAAAUGAAAUAGAAGCUUUCAGUGGACCAAGUGUUUUCCAGUGUGUGCCCAAUUUGCAGCGCCUCAACCUGGAUUCCAACAAGCUCACAUUUAUUGGCCAAGAGAUUUUGGAUUCCUGGAUAUCUCUGAACGACAUCAGCCUCGCUGGGAAUAUAUGGGAAUGCAGCAGAAACAUUUGCUCCCUGGUAAACUGGCUUAAAAGUUUCAAAGGGCUGAGGGAAAAUACAAUUAUUUGUGCCAGCCCCAAAGAACUGCAAGGGGUGAAUGUUAUAGAUGCCGUGAAAAAUUAUAGCAUCUGUGGCAAAAGUACUACAGAAAGGUUUGACAUGCCACAGGCUCCCCCCAAGCCCACCUUUAAACCAAAAGUCAUCCGGCCUAAGCAUGACAGCCAGCCUCCCCUGCCCCCCACCACAGGGGUCCCCGAGGCCAGCUCCGGGCCCGAGCACAGCACUGAGCAGAUCUCCUUCCAUAAAAUCAUUGCUGGGAGUGUGGCCCUCUUCUUAUCCGUGCUUGUGAUCCUGCUGGUCAUCUACGUGUCCUGGAAGCGCUACCCUGCCAGCAUGAAGCAAUUGCAGCAACGCUCUCUAAUGCGACGGCACAGGAAAAAGAAACGACAGUCGCUAAAGCAGAUGACUCCAACCACCCAGGAAUUUUAUGUUGACUAUAAGCCCACCAACAGCGAGACCAGCGAGAUGUUGCUGAACGGGACGGGACCUUGUACCUACAGCAAAGGAGGCUCCAGGGAAUGCGAGAUACCUUUAUCUAUGAAUAUGUCUACAUUUCUUGCAUACGAUCAGCCUACAAUAAGUUACUGUGGUGUACAUCAUGAACUUCUUGGUCAUAAGUCCUAUGACUCAAAUGCACAGGAAGAAACAAUGGAGACACCAUUAGAGACUGACCUGGAUCUGAGCACAAUCACAAGAGCAGCACGAAAUCAGUGAUCACACUCAGCUUACUUAUGUGGUCAGAAAGAUAACCCGAAUCAUUACCAUUAUUUUAUUUUAUUUUUUUUAGUUUGUCAUGAAGAAUUAAAUCAGUAUUUCUCCAGGGAUGGAUUGAAAACUCCCCAUUCUGUUUAAAAAGUUACCAUUCAAAUACAGAUUGUUUCAAGUCUACGAUUUGUAAUUAGCUAAGUUGUGCAGUCUUUUUUUGACUUAAAAAUGAAGUAUGAUCCUUAAAAUAAAUCUUUUUUUUUCAAAACUCAUCCUACCUAUCUGUAAAAAAGGGGGGGGACUGUACAGAGCUGAUGUAUUUUUUCAUAUUGUAAAGUUUCAAUAUACUGAAAUGUACUGAAAUGUACAGGACCAUGCUUUAUUUUAUUUUACAAUUUUCAGUCUUUAAAAUUUUAAAUUAACAAAGCUUGUGUUAUAUUCAGAGUUUCUCAGAUUUGUAGAAACUGGUUCGUUCUGCAUUUAUGCCCUCAAAACAAACGCACCCUAAAAUCUGCACUGUGCAAAUUAGGCGCAGACUCUACUAUCAUACAACACAAUUCUUUCAACAUGUUUUGGAAAUAAUCUAUUAACCAAAUUAGAGUUGGAUUAUUCAAACACUUGUAGACAUGGUCUUUGGGAGGGGAAGGCAAGGGGAAGAAAGCUACUAAAAUUAAAGUAUUUUUUAACAGUUCUCCAAAUUAACUCUUGCCUUGGAUUGCAAAUUGCUUUCUCAAGCAAUGAAAUGUAAUGAUAAAGAGGGAUAUUUUAACAACA